Entelurus aequoreus (snake pipefish) is the source of this 4094-nucleotide messenger RNA. RefSeq names its product nuclear factor related to kappa-B-binding protein-like. Lineage: Eukaryota; Metazoa; Chordata; Actinopteri; Syngnathiformes; Syngnathidae. The record is from RefSeq and is a predicted model, not a curated record. The transcript is spliced from 26 exons. Gene Ontology annotation, molecular function: protease binding. The coding region runs from base 116 to 3892 and encodes 1258 amino acids. Gene Ontology annotation, cellular component: Ino80 complex.
AGCAAACUGAGAGCGUCAUUCAGUUACAUCCUGUAACAAUAGAAGAAGAAAACGGUACGUCUUUAAAACAGCCCCCCGCCCCCUACAGUACCUCAAAACAAAGCAGUGGAGGAGAAUGGACGUCCUCACUCACAUCCUCACUGACCCUCUUGACCUUAAAGAGGAAGAAAACGGUCAGAUCACUGAGGAGUGCAUGCUGGGUAACUGCAGGGUCAGCCUCCCGGAGGAACUACUGGAAGACCCGGAAAUAUUCUUCUCUGUGGUGAGUGGGAGCACAUGGACUGAAGUGCUUUCAGAGUCCCAGAAGCAGCACCUCAGUCAGUUUUUGCCCCAGUUUCCUGACAACAACGACACCGAGCAGGAAAGCACUAUCAAUGACCUGUUCAACAACAGAAACUUUCAUUUUGGAAAUCCCCUUCAUCUCGCACAGAAACUUUUUAGAGAUGGCUACUUCAACCCUGAAGUCGUCAAGUACAGACAGUUGUGUGGCAAGUCUCAGCAAAGACGACGGUUGUACUCUCUCCAGCAAUACUACCACCGACUGCUGAAACAAAUCCUCGUCUCCCGAAAGGAGUUGCUAGAUUUUGCAGUUCACAACGGUCUGGACUUUCCGCCGAAAAGGAAGCAUCAGACAAGGAGUCACGCUGAAAUACGUGAGCAAAAGGUUAAAAGAAGACUGAGACGCAUUUUAAAGGAGGUUAAAACGGAGUGCGGCGACAGCAAUGCUUCAUCUGACGAAGACGAUCUAUCCCUGUGGACACCGGCUCCACAAUCCCCCUCCUCUCCGACACCCAGUGUCUCACUCAGAGUUCUGCCCAGUCUGUCCACCCAAGACAUGAAGACUACUGUGUUAUUUUGUACAGAAAAAAUCCAGCUUGGAGAACAGGACUUGAAGGUCAUGCUCCAAAACCAUCGGGAUAAAAGAAAGCGACAACUGGACCAUCCUGACUUGAUGACCUCAGACAUCCAUCUCAGUGACAUCCUGUCCAGGGCCAAUAUUGGUCGCAAAGCAGCGUUGCCACUCUUUGAGCUGUCUCUACCCAAGAAAAAGAUCAAAGAGGAGAGAAGGAAGAAGAAAAUUAAGACAGUAAAAGUGGAAUUAGAGGACCCUUGUGACACUCUCGCUUCGGAAACCCCGUCAGUUCCCCUGGCAAACAUCAACUCCCUGACAGACACUCCAUCUACACCACUGGCCAACAUCAAGGAGGAGAUUCUGGAAGAGCCUCAAAGCAGCCCGGUAGUCGUUGAAGAACUUGCUAUCAGCUUCUUCAGCUUGUUGGAGACCAUCUUGAGGGCGGAGCAUCUCACCAGCACUUCAGUGUUGGAGGAGAAAGUUCAAAUGUGGCAGUUGUCGCCUGCCAGUGCGCUCAACGUUUGGUUUUCUUCUGCCUCCUGCUGGUCAGAAUUGGUCCUCCAUGCGCUGCAGUUUCUUGCAGGCGAGACCAAAGAAGGUGUAAUGGCUCUCCCAAGUGGUUUCUUGCCAUUUGUGGAAUUUGUUGAUGAAACACAGCAGUGGAAGUGGAUCGGCCCCACCCACGAUACAGAGAAGGACCUCAUUGCACUUUGUCAACUCUGGUUGGACUCCAAAGAUUUUGUUGUCAAGACAGAAAGUGAAGAACCCUUUGAGAUGACACCCCCAAUGCCACGAGUGUCUACUGAUUAUGUGGUGAGACCCAGCACAGGAGAUGAGAGACAGCUGUUCCAAAUUCAGGAGCAGCAGAGAUACAAUCAACCCCACAAAGCUUUCACGUUUCGGAUGCAUGGCUUCGAAUCAGUGGUGGGUCCUGUUAAGGGAGUGUUCGAUAAGGAGAUGUCGCUCAACAAAGCCCGGGAGCACACUCUGCUCCGCUCAAACCGCCCGCCUUAUGUCACCAUCCUCUCUCUAGUGCGGGACGCAGCAGCCCGGCUACCCAAUGGAGAAGGAACUCGUGCAGAGAUCUGUGAACUGCUCAAGGACUCGCAGUUUCUUGCCCCUGACGUCACAAGUGCACAGGUGAACACAGUUGUCAGCGGGGCGUUGGAUAGAUUACACUAUGAGAAAGAUCCCUGUGUCAAGUACGACAUCGGACGCAAACUGUGGAUCUAUCUUCAUCGCAGUCGCAGUCAAGAAGAGUUUGAGAGGAUCCACCAAGCUCAAGCUGCUGCUGCAAAAGCAAGAAAGGCUCUGCAGCAGAAGCCUAAACCUGCAUCUAAGCCCAAAUCUGCAAGCAAAGAUGGAGUUAGUAAAACAUCUGGAUGUUUGGAAGCAGGACAGGAUAUAGGUUCUGGACCCUUGUCCCCAACCCCUUCUACGCCUACUUCAAACACACUGGGGACCCCAAAGUCGCCUUUACCCUGUGCAGCCACCACACCAACAAAAGCUGCAGUCCCUGAUGCAAUCAAAACUAGUACAGGCGUCCUCCUCAUGUCGCAGCCAUCCUUGCCUCAGCUGGGUUCCAUCAUACCCACCAGUCAGGCUGCUCCGGCUGCACCACAGCCUGUCACUUCCCAACACGCGGCGAGACUAGUGAGUCACCUGGCAGCAGGCUCCCUCCCCCAGGUGAGGGUGGUCUCUGCUCAACCUGGACUGGGCUCUCCAGCAGGAAGUCAACAGGCUGCGUUGGUCCAUCAGAGCCCUCAUCAGAUCAGGAUGCCGGUGUCAUUGGCGGCAAAAGGCAUCUCACAGGCAAUGGUGUCGGUGCCUCUGAGGGGCCAGCCUGGUACUCCAGUACAGAUGCCGAACACCCUGUCUGUUUCCACGGUAACUGUGGCCAGACCUCAGGCUGAGUCACCUGGCAGCAACCCAACAACAACGCCUGCUGUGCUGCAAGGAAUAUCCAACCCAAACCUCAAACAGAUGUCCAUCACAGGCCAGCUAGGAGUGAAGACUCAAGGAGCAGCAGGAAUUCCACUCACCGCCACAAACCUCCGCAUCCAGGGUAAAGAUGUCUUGCGUCUUCCACCUUCCUCCAUCACCACAGACGCCAAAGGUCAAACUGUCCUCCGAAUCACCCCGGAUAUGAUGGCGACUCUCACCAAAUCUCCAGUCGCGACAGUCAAACUGACUCCUGAUUUCCUAAGCACCGCAGCAGCAGGUGGCAACAAGAGCAUAUCAGCCACUCUUCACGUGACACCCCCACACCCGUCCGCCUCCGCCGCAUCCUGCACGGGGGAGGCCCUCAGCAGUAAAGCCACACCCAUGGCUUCCACCCUGUUGAAAGCCGCAGGGGACACGGCCAUACGUCUCAUGCCCACGUUGGCCGUCACUAUGGCGGACCAGAAAUCUCGCACCUUCUCCACCGUCACCUCCCCGGACAAGAGCAGCACCACCAUCCGUAUCAUGCCGGGCCUUGGGGUGAUCCCACAGAAGCAGGGUCAGACAUUAACGCUGGCAUCCACCAGUGCCAGCAAGCCACCCACGGUGUCCACCUGUGCCAACGUCAUGACCAUGGCCGCCAACGUGGUGGCCUCUGGAGCCUCCUCUCCUCUCAAGCUGGGAACAGCCACUGCCACCAUGGUCAACACACAAACAGGGAAGUUACCUGCACGGAUCACAGUUCCUCUUUCUGUCCUCAACCAACCACUGAAAAGUAAAAGCGUGGUGACUACACCUAUUGUGAAGGGAAGUCUCAACACAAACAUCAGCAGCCUGGGGAGGAACAUCAUACUGACCACCAUGCCCGCAGGCACAAAGCUGAUCGCUGGGAACAAACCAGUCAGCUUUGUCACGGCACAGCAGUUCCAGCAGCUCCAGCAGCAAGGACAGGCCACGCAGGUUCGCAUCCAGACGGUUCAGGCCCAGCAGCUCCCGCAGCACAUGGCAACAGCUUCUCCUAAAUCUGUCUCAACAGUCGUCGUCACAACGGCCCCUACACUAAAAUGUCCGCCUGAUCUUCCACCUGCACCUCAAUGAUUUAGUCAACUGUUUUAUUUGUGUGGUUUUGCAACAUCUUAGUGUGUUAUAAUAUUUAUGUUUGCCAAUGUUAAUUAAUUUCCUUACUUUCUUCGACUGCAGAACAUUUCAUUUUUUGUAAUAAUAAAAGAGAAAUAUGUUAAAUUAUGAAAAACCUCAAUUAUUAAAGCUCACACCUUUACCCCAAGUAAUGUUUAUGUUU